Tilletiopsis washingtonensis is the source of this 567-nucleotide messenger RNA. RefSeq lists its product as hypothetical. NCBI's taxonomy places the organism in Eukaryota, Fungi, Basidiomycota, Exobasidiomycetes, Entylomatales. The transcript is spliced from 3 exons. The coding region runs from base 1 to 567 and encodes 188 amino acids. The record is from RefSeq and is a predicted model, not a curated record.
AUGACCUCCGCCGACAGCAAGACCAACGCCUCGGGCCUCACGCCCACCGAGAGCAAGCAGCUGCGCGAGCGCCAGCCCAACGACGACGAGAAGAGCGUGCUGCAGGGCAUUCGCGACCUCUACACCGUCUCGCCCACGUCGCAGUCGUACUCGAUGUACGCGCAGGCCGCCGUCUUCCACGACCCCGUCAGCAUUGCCGAGGGCGUCGAGUCGAUCAAGGCGCAGUUCAACGGCCUCGUCAAGGUCUUCCCGCGUGCCACGCUCGACAAGUUCCGCGUGCUCGAGAACCCGGCGACGCUGCCCAAGAGCACCAUCCUCGUCGACCAGGACGUGUCGUACUACCGCAAGACGGACGACAAGGAGCCCUUCAAGACGCUCAACAGCCUCCUCGCGCUCGAGCGCGACGCGCAGGGCAAGGUCACCAAGCACUCUGAGGAGUGGGAGCACAAGCCCACCAGCGCCUCGGACGACGGCUUCUUCGGCAUGCUCAACGAGGCGCGCAAGAAGGCUACCGCCGGCAUCGUCAACGCCGCCGUCGACAGCACGCCGCCCUCGGAGCGCAAGUGA